AUGGCUCCAGCUAUUGGCAUUGAUCUGGGUACCACCUACUCGUGCGUGGGUAUCUACCGAGAUGACAGAAUCGAAAUCAUUGCCAAUGACCAAGGCAACCGAACAACACCAUCCUUUGUUGCUUUCACAGAUACUGAGCGUCUGAUUGGCGACUCGGCCAAGAAUCAGGUCGCCAUGAAUCCCGCUAACACAGUCUUCGACGCAAAGCGUCUGAUCGGUCGAAAAUUCGCCGAUGCUGAAGUUCAGGCCGAUAUGAAGCACUUCCCCUUCGAGGUCGUUGACAAGGGCGGCAAACCAGUCAUCAAGGUCGAGUUCAAGGGCGAGACCAAGUUCUUCACACCAGAGGAGAUCUCAUCUAUGGUCCUGACCAAGAUGCGAGAGACUGCUGAGUCAUACCUCGGUGGUACCGUCAACAACGCCGUCGUCACUGUCCCAGCCUACUUCAACGACUCACAACGACAAGCCACCAAAGAUGCCGGUCUGAUCGCUGGUCUCAACGUCUUGCGUAUCAUCAACGAACCUACCGCCGCUGCCAUCGCCUAUGGUCUUGACAAGAAGUCCGAGGGUGAGCGUAACGUCUUGAUCUUUGAUCUCGGUGGUGGUACAUUCGAUGUUUCCCUUUUGACAAUCGAAGAGGGUAUCUUUGAGGUCAAGUCUACUGCUGGUGAUACUCACUUGGGUGGUGAGGACUUCGACAACCGACUUGUCAACCACUUCACAAAUGAAUUCAAACGCAAACAUAAGAAGGACCUCUCUACCAACUCCCGUGCUCUUCGUCGUCUCCGAACUGCUUGUGAGCGAGCCAAGCGGACCCUCUCUUCUUCUGCACAGACCUCCAUCGAGAUCGACUCGCUUUACGAAGGCAUUGACUUUUACACCUCCAUCACCCGUGCUCGUUUUGAAGAACUUUGCCAAGAUCUUUUCCGUUCCACCAUGGACCCCGUCGAGCGUGUCCUCCGCGAUGCCAAGAUCGAUAAAUCUUCUGUUCACGAAAUCGUCUUGGUUGGUGGUUCCACUCGUAUCCCCAAGAUUCAGAAGCUUGUCUCCGACUUCUUCAACGGUAAGGAGCCCAACAAAUCGAUUAAUCCCGACGAGGCUGUCGCCUACGGUGCUGCAGUCCAGGCCGCUAUCCUCUCUGGUGACACAUCCUCCAAAUCCACCAACGAAAUCCUCUUGCUCGACGUCGCGCCAUUGUCUAUUGGUAUCGAGACUGCUGGCGGUGUCAUGACUCCUCUCAUCAAGCGCAACACUACUAUCCCAACCAAGAAGUCAGAGACCUUCUCUACCUUCUCCGACAACCAACCAGGUGUGUUGAUCCAGGUCUUCGAGGGUGAGCGUGCUCGUACCAAGGAUAACAAUUUGCUCGGCAAAUUCGAACUUACUGGUAUCCCACCUGCUCCACGUGGUGUUCCUCAGAUCGAGGUUACUUUCGAUGUUGAUGCCAACGGUAUCAUAAACGUUUCCGCUCUCGAGAAGGGUACCGGCAAGACCAACAAGAUCGUCAUUACCAACGACAAAGGCCGUCUCUCUAAGGAAGAGAUCGAGCGCAUGUUGUCUGAGGCCGAGAAGUACAAGGAAGAAGAUGACGCCGAAGCUGCUCGCAUUGGUGCCAAGAACGGUCUCGAAUCAUACGCCUAUUCGCUCAAGAACACCAUGUCCGACUCGAAAGUUGACGAGAAGCUUGAGGCCUCUGACAAGGAGAAGCUCAAGUCAGAAAUCGACAAGACCGUUGCCUGGCUUGAUGACAACCAGACCGCUACCAAGGAUGAGUACGAGGCUCAACAGAAAGAACUCGAGAGUGUUGCCAACCCAAUCAUGAUGAAGUUCUACGGAGCUGGUGGUGAAGGUGGUGGUAUGCCAGGCGGUAUGGGCGGUAUGCCAGGUGGUAUGGGUGGUAUGCCCGGUGGAAUGGGAGGUGGUAUGCCAGGUGGACCCGGUGGUGCUGGCGGUCAUGGUGGUGAUGACGGCCCAACCGUGGAGGAAGUCGACUAA
Molecule: messenger RNA, 1992 nt
Organism: Endocarpon pusillum Z07020
Lineage: Eukaryota; Fungi; Ascomycota; Eurotiomycetes; Verrucariales; Verrucariaceae
Exons: 3
Coding region: 1-1992 (663 amino acids)
Biological process (GO): protein refolding; cellular response to unfolded protein; vesicle-mediated transport
Cellular component (GO): plasma membrane; cytoplasm; nucleus
Molecular function (GO): ATP hydrolysis activity; ATP-dependent protein folding chaperone; ATP binding
Source: RefSeq, a predicted model, not a curated record